This is a messenger RNA of Moneuplotes crassus, 1121 nucleotides long. NCBI's taxonomy places the organism in Eukaryota, Ciliophora, Spirotrichea, Euplotida, Euplotidae. The record is from the annotation of a GenBank genome assembly.
GGAUUUCAACCUUUAUUAUAAGUUUAUUUAGAAAUGGAGCUACAAAUAGAAGAAAUAUAUGAUUCAUACGGAAUAGAGGAAGAUUUGAAAGGGAAUUUUGGGAAUUGAGGGAAAAUUAAGGCUAGAUGACAGGGAAAGAGCACUAUUGCUUCAAACCUAGUCAUCGCUAAGAACAAUAACAAAAGACUUUGGAGGCUACUUCAGGCCAAAAGCCGCGAAGAAUCCGAUUUAGGAUUCUCUGUAUUGUACCAGAGCCCUAAGAAGUCUGCCAAAAUUCAGAAUCAUAACAAUAGAGCACCUGAAAUCGGCCUUGACUGUUCUCUAACUAGUAGCUUCGCAGGAAAAGCCUUGUUCUCAAGAACUUUUUAUAAAGAUAAAAUAGAAAUCGAGCCGAAGUCAGCAUCCAAGAUUAAAAGUAGACUUCAGACAGCGAAAAAUCGAGCCGUCGCUUAUAAAAAUCUGUACAUUCAAAAGGAAGAAGACAAGAUAAACGGGCGUAAACUUCUGCUUGGAGAGACAUAUCACGUCCUAAGCCCUAAAAAUUCUCUAUUGCUUCGUAACAAGAAAUUUAGAAAUAGGUCUAAGCCAAGGCUGGGAGCCUCCUCAAACCGGAACGAAGGAGCUGAACUAGACUUUUAUUCAAGAGUAACUGAGAGUAACUUCGGGUUUUCUGGGAAUUAUUCUCGAACUACUACUGCAAAAACCAAACAGCACAAGAGAAUGAAAUCUAAUUAUUGUAAGGUAUUACUGGACAAAAUCGUGAACUGUACUAAAACAUUUGAAGAUUAUGAGAAUAUUCGAACUUUUUCGAUCGAUAAUAAACAAAAGGUGGCUAUAAAGGCCAACUUGAAGAAGAAAAUCCCCAGGUAUAUGCACGGAACAGACUCUCCGGAUUAUACUGCAAUUAAUAAGUUAAGCAACUUGGUCAAGACACAGCGAAGGAACUUUACUAAGAAAACUGGGUACCGAUGAAGUCCAUUCUCACAAACCAUGAAGACAUCCCUAUCAAACUCUAAUUUCGCAAAAGGGGUUAGCAAACAGAGGCUGAACCAAAUUAUGUACCCUGAUAAGGGAGAAAGCUAGUGUAUAUUACUAUUCUAUUUCGAAAAUCAACUUUAUGA